CGAAAAAUAUCUCACCGAAUCGCCUCCUUCCGAGUUCCGACCUUCUUCUUUCCCUAUGAGACAGUGUUCCCUUUCCGCUCACAUUUUCUCUGAUUUUCCCGCCUUCCAACCACAUUCUUCGAUACGAACAAUCUAUCAAUCGAUCUUAUCACCGUCCUUGCUGACUUCAAGAUUCGAGUAAGUUACGCUAAUACCUCUCGAUUUGGUUGGCUGAUUACUGACAUUUCUGAUCCUGUUUGUGGUGGAAUCGAAGAACAAGAGAAUCUGCAUCUGUAAAUUUGUUAUGGAGAAGAAGAGAGAGUGCCGAUUUGGUGAUGGUAAUGGUUGUAUAAAUGGCGAUGAAAGAGUUUUUCAGUGGGAGGAUGGCCUCCCCGACGCAGAAAAAUUAACGCCUCUUUCUCAAUCGCUGGUAUCGCAGGAACUGGCUUCGGCGUUCAGGAUUUUGAUGGAACCUCAUCGGAGUAUAUCUGAUGUUAAGUCGGCGUCGAAGACGACGAUAUUGAAUAUUUGCGACGGACAAUCGGAAGGAUACAGAGGUUUCGAGCUUAAUUACGAUCAGACGCGGGGGGAAGACGCCGCGAUGAUUGAAUCGGACGAGGUGAUAAAUCUAGAUGAGUUGAGAUCCGAUUCGCGGAAAUUGAGGAGGAUUGAUUGUUUUAAAGAGGCAAAUUCUGCGCCUCGGGGGGAGAGCUCGAUCGAGGAUGCGGCAUUGGCUCGAACCUUGAAGCGGCCGAGGGUUGCAUGGACUCCGCAAUUGCACAAACGGUUCGUGGACGUGGUUUCUCAUCUAGGGCUCAAAGAAGCAGCUCCCAAAGCCAUUAUGCGAUUGAUGAAUGUCGAGGGAUUGACUCGCGAGAACGUUGCCAGUCAUCUUCAGAAGUAUCGACUUUACUUGAAGAGGACACAACCAUCCUCAACGACUGACGAGGCGACACAGAACUCACAUGAUUCUGCUCCCAGUGCCGAUUCACAAGGAAACGGCUAUUUUCCAUCUACUUUUCCGAUGACUUAUGCGCCAUCUCCGAUGAUGCCUAUGAUGUUAUAUAGUAUGGGAGCUCACGGCCACGGUCUUAGUCAUACAGGCAUGCUGAUGGUUAACCUGAGCACUGUACCGACCCACUCGUGUAGCACGAAAGGGCAGCAUAAUUGAUUGAAAUGACAACUGACAAGUAAGCUUUAAUUGCGCCUUACUUUCAAUGUGCUCCUAAUCCAAAGUUGAAAUGAUAAACGAAGUUUGAGAAUCUCUCAUUUCGAUCUUCAAUGGAGCAUGCUUAAAUUAGAGUCUGUUGUGAAAAGAUUGAAUGAAUUAGAUUCUGUUUA
Molecule: messenger RNA, 1320 nt
Organism: Cucurbita moschata (crookneck pumpkin)
Lineage: Eukaryota; Viridiplantae; Streptophyta; Magnoliopsida; Cucurbitales; Cucurbitaceae
Product: transcription factor LUX-like
Exons: 1
Coding region: 284-1150 (288 amino acids)
Biological process (GO): regulation of DNA-templated transcription
Cellular component (GO): nucleus
Molecular function (GO): DNA-binding transcription factor activity; DNA binding
Source: RefSeq, a predicted model, not a curated record